Messenger RNA from Colletotrichum karsti, 1737 nucleotides. RefSeq lists its product as uncharacterized. The record is from RefSeq and is a predicted model, not a curated record. NCBI's taxonomy places the organism in Eukaryota, Fungi, Ascomycota, Sordariomycetes, Glomerellales, Glomerellaceae. Gene Ontology annotation, biological process: transmembrane transport. Gene Ontology annotation, molecular function: transmembrane transporter activity. The coding region runs from base 1 to 1737 and encodes 578 amino acids. The transcript is spliced from 6 exons.
AUGGCGACUCACGACUACCUCGACCCGGACUGGCCACCAGGAACAGUCAAGCUUCAAAGACUAUCUAAACAUGAAGCGGAAAACAAAAAUGUGGAGAUCAUCUUCCAACCACGUCCUAGUGACGACCCGAACGAUCCGUUAAACUGGCCGAAAUCCCAGAAGGUCGUCAACUUCUUCCUAGCCUCCUUCUAUGCCAUGAUGGUGUUCGCCUUCAUCAGCGCCACGUCACCUACAUGGGGCCCACUGGCAGAUGAGCUGAAAUUCAGCAUCGAGACGUUGACCAACACCUACGCCAUCGGAUCCGCCACAUUGGCCUUGGGAGCGCCGAUGCUGAUCCCAUUCGCGCUUAAAUACGGUUCCCGGCCGGUAUACGUCCUCAGCAGUAUCUUCCAGUUUAUCAUCUCAAUCUGGGCGGCGAAGACACAAACAGCCGGCGACUGGUGGGGUGUAAAUGCCUUGCAAUGUUGGCUUGGCGCGCUUGCGGAAGUCCUCAUCCAGAUCACGAUCGCGGACAUGUUCUUCGUCCAUCAACGCGGGUUGAUGAACUCGAUCUAUGUGUGGGCUGCUAACAUUGGGUCGAAUUUGGCAGUCGUCGCGGCUGGCUUCAUCACCUCUAACCAAGGCUGGCGAUGGGUGUGGUGGUGGUGUGCCAUUUUCUUCGGCGUCCAGAUCAUCAUGUUCGUAUUUGGUUUCGAGGAGACGAAAUUUCCCAGUCAUGUUCGGGGUACUCCUUUACGCGGAGAUGGUGUGGUACCGGCUUCAGGGGAAGCGGCGAGUAUCAAGAACGACAGAGAUGACAGCGACGAGGGAGAUGAGAAGAGCAGGAAUGCCAGAAACAGCACUGAAGACCCGAUGAGGAGUUCUUCGGUCCCCCUCAUGAGCAAUGAGUCGACAAGUGAAAAAGAUGGGGAAGGCAAUUCGAGUGAUCUCACAUCGAUACACAUCGACCCGAACAAGAGACGGAAAACAUACUGGCAGCGACUGUCUCUUCUCAGAACUUCACCAGGUCCAUGGUCUCAAUUUCUGAGACAUUCAUGGCAGCCGUUUCUCAUUCUUGGCUCAAUCCCUGGCAUACUAUUCUGCUCACUCACUUACGCGAUCUUGCUUGCUUGGACUACGGUUAUGACGACUGCACUGUCAGUAUACAUGCUGAAGGAUCCUUAUAACUUCACGGCAAGUCAAAUCGGCCUGAUGAAUCUGGCUCCAUUCAUCGGCCAAACACUUGGCACACUCGUGGUAGGUCCUGUGAGUGACUAUUUUGCUCUACAGCUCACCAAGCGAAACAACGGCAUAUAUGAACCUGAAAUGCGAUUCUAUGUAUUCGUCCCCUUCAUCCCGUUCCAACUCGCGGGAGCGUGGUGGUUUGGCUACGCACUCGCAGACGGUAAGUCAUGGGUUCAAGUAGCGAUGGCCUUUGGCAUCUGCAACUUCGGAUCAGCGCCGUUGCAAAGUAUUGCUCUGACAUACUUGCUCGACGCAUAUAAUGAGAUCAUUGGGGAUGCGCUUACGGCGCUAACUUUCACUCGCAAUGUCUUGAGUACAAUCUUUGUAUUUGCCAUGCCAGCCUGGAUUGCAGCAGUCGGAAUUCCAAAUGUCUUCAAUACUAUCGGUGCGAUUGGGGUACUGAUUCUAUCCUUCUCCGUAUUUUUCAUAUGGCGAGGCAAAAAGUUGCGAGCGCAAACUGCGAAGGUUUAUAAAUACUAUGCCGAACGACAGUUUGAGGCGCGCCCAGUUUAG